This is a messenger RNA of Pseudozyma hubeiensis SY62, 4533 nucleotides long. RefSeq lists its product as hypothetical. Bases 1 to 4533 code for a protein of 1510 amino acids. The record is from RefSeq and is a predicted model, not a curated record. The transcript has a single exon. Gene Ontology annotation, biological process: meiotic sister chromatid cohesion, centromeric; protein phosphorylation; mitotic spindle assembly checkpoint signaling. Gene Ontology annotation, molecular function: protein kinase activity; ATP binding. NCBI's taxonomy places the organism in Eukaryota, Fungi, Basidiomycota, Ustilaginomycetes, Ustilaginales, Ustilaginaceae.
AUGAUGGGUCCACCCGCCGUCACGCCUCGUAAGGCACCCACCACUCCUUCGCACAACAGCUUCGCCUUUGGUGUGACACCACACAAAACGCCUCUUCGCACACCAGGAGGCUCCAAGAUCGAGCAGACUUCCUCCACGCCCAUCAUCGACUUCAACAAGAUCGAGGCGCAAAAGGAGAAUGUCCAACCUCUGGCAAAGGGCAGGUCGGCUCACGCCCUCUCAAAUACGCUCAACAUGCAGCACAAGCAGCGUCAGACUCUGCUCGCCCAGCAGCGCGCCGAACAUGAGCAGACCGUCACAUCCCAAGACAAUGCUGACUCGGACGAUCCUCUCGAAGCGUGGACAAGAUACGUAAAGUGGUGCAUCGACAACUAUCCAUCCGGACAAACGCACGAAUCCGGUCUCAUCCCGCUUCUCGAGCGUGCCACGCGUCACUUUAAGGAUUCCGAGCAGUACACCAAUGACCCCAGAUACCUUCGACUCUGGAUCCUCUACGCCAGAAACGUAGAGUGUGCCCGCGACGUGUACAACUUCUUGCUCGCCAACGAGAUCGGAACAAAGCUCGCAAGUCUCUACGAAGAGCUCGCCGUCGUCCUCGAGGGACAGAGGAUGUACGACGAAGCAGAUGCCAUGUACAAGCUCGGAAUUGCGCGGAAAGCCAACCCUCUCGACCGCAUCAAGCGCAGAUACGAAGAGUACAAGACGCGCAUCAUCCUCGGCCAACAAGCUAUCGCCGAGUCAGCCGGCUCCUCAACAUCCACCAUCGUCACAAACUACGCGGAUGCGCUCAAGGCAGCCAUGGCUACAGCAGGUCGAAGCAUGCUCGGAGAAAAAGAGUCCGCUGCAGGCCCAGCCCGUAGUCACGCCGCCAACGUACUGCGAGGUGCCGGAGCAAGCAUCGGCGCCGUUGGCUCAAGCACGCCAACCCCUUCCGUCAACAACGGCCGCAAGCUCAACGUCUUCAGCGACGAAGACGACGGACGUGGCGCUAGAUCCAAACCGCAAGGAGCGAGCACAAAGGGCUGGGACGACAUCGGCACCGUUGCCUCGCGCAACCAGGAGAACGUGCAAGCCGAUCGCUUGGCUGGCAACAAGAACUUCAAGAUUGGAGCAGCUGGUGGUGUCUCUAAGAAGCCGGGGUCAGGCUUGGCUGUCUUCCGAGACUCUGACGAUGAUGACGACGACGGCGAAGCCGACGAGGUACCCGCAACACCCAAGCCUGCAGGUGUGCUAAGCCCGAAAGACCAUUCUGCUAAGCUCGCUUCAGGUCUUGGGCGCAAGGCGCAGUCCACCGAAACAGAUCUGCUUCGUACCAACCCUUUCGCCUAUUGGGGAAAGGACGCCAAGCUUGUCCCCGACCCAGUCAGUCUUCGAGCCGCUGCCGUCGCCGAACCGCCUUCCUCGCGUAAAGUGUCGAGCAACGGCGAGAGGCACCGUACCAAGACCACCGUCUCGCGCUCAACCCAGUCCAGCUCGUCGUCUAGCAAGUCGACAUCCCAUGUCGCUGCCAACGCCGCUGCCACUGCCGGCAAGCGCGAAAAGCACGCCGCCCCUGUCGCUCAUAUGUAUCCUUCCUUUCGAUCCAGCACCCACAAAGCGUUCUACAAACAGCGAGGUUGGCACAGGGAACUGACCCUCGAGGAACUCAUGGCUACAACGCGAGGCUUUGCGCCUGCUAUUGAAGGCUGGGAGGAUGCUGCCGAGUCCAGCAAGGUUCCACAGGAUCCUUGGUCCUACCUCGAUCGACUCGUAGGCCGCUGGCUUCCCGAGGACCCCGCUGCGCCAGAGCCAACCGAGACAGUCCACAUCGAUCAGACCACCGGCAUGUUCCCCUCCAGAGACAUCUUUGACCCAGACAAUUCGGUUGCCAAUGCAGUGGCGCUCAACCUUCGACCUGGCGGCAAAAAGAAGAAGAAACGCGAAGGUGACAACACUACCAAGCAUCGCAUGAGCCCCACUCUCAUGACCAAGGCUGCCGUGCUCGAAGUCGAAAACAUGUUCAACGGCGACAGCGACUCGGACGAAGAGGAGAGCAGCGAGGACGACGACGACGACGAAGAAGACGAGGAUGACGACUUCAUCGCACCUCUUGCCAGCGUCUCGAGACAUGGCCACAUGGGUAUCAACCUCGGCUCGUCUGCCGAUGUGCCGCCGACGCCAACGCCUCUGUCGCGAUCGAACAACCUCGCCAAGGCUGGACCGCAAAAUGACGAGAACGCCGGCGUUCAAGCGACACCUUUGCGAACACCAGGCGGUUUGGCACCGCGACUAGGCCUCGGCGGCGCUACUCCGAUGCGAACUCCGCUUGCAUCCAAGUCGGCCCUCGCAGCACUCGGUUCCAAGCCCGUGUACAUCGAAGAGGACGAUGACGAAGACGCAGACGCAGUUGCAAAUGCAGAGUCUCAGCAUCAGCUCGCUGCCCGCCUCGACGCUGCAUCCUCCUCGCCAGAACGGUUGUCCGAUCAACCGGCUGAGAGCGCUCUCUCUACGGCAGCACCUGUGCCAGCCACACCUAUGCCUUCCAACCGUCAGUCUGCGAGCCGACGCUGGAUUGAGCCUAUGACGGAAGAGGAGGAAGAGGAGGAGGACGACAGGCAAGCGUUCGCUGUCGAUGAGAACGGUGAGCCCAUCGAUGGCCAGAUCGCCGGCUACGAAGGCAACGAGCACCUCUUCCGACCACAGUUCCAGCCGCUGACACCCAUCACCGAGGCGACCUACGAAUUCACCCGCUACACCAAUGCGCGCACUCCAGGCACCGUGACGCGAUCUGCCAUCGGCUCAGCACUCAAAUUCCGACGCCGAGCCAGUCAAGAUGACGAUGACGAUGACGACGAUGAAGAUGACGCUCCCGGUGCAAUUCUGACCGCAGGUCCCAUCGCUGCUGUUGCUGCCCCGAACGAGAGCGCACCCGCCGAUGACUCGCAACCUUCUGACGAACGCAGCUUCGCUUCCACCUCGGGCGAGGAUGCCAACCGCUCCGCAUGGAACGCUGAUAACAGAGCCUCAUUCGAGCUGACCAAAGGCUUGACGAUUCGCUGCGCCGCUCCCGAAGAUGACCAUGACGAGGGAGACGCAGACUUUGUUGAGGAAGGCGAGGCUCAGGAGCAAGCACCUCGACGCGAACUGCACGAACGAUUCGAAGAGUCGCUGAUCAUGCAGGACUCUGAACAAGCUGCCCAGGCUGAGGCAUUCGAGCCACGCAACCCCUGCUCGCCCGUCGACCCCGCCGUCCUCGACGCCAUCCUCUCGCGCCUCGAUACGCCCAUCGAAUCCGUGCCUGGCUUUGUUAGCCUGACCACCUCCGCCAGCGGCAGCCUCGUCUCCGAGCUCCAGAAGAAAUGCAAAUCGAGCCUCGCUUCCAAUCAGAUGACGCGCAAGAGUAUGGGUGGCACAGUGUUCCACGGCACAGGCAGGCUCUCUUCUCCCUUCAAAGUCGACAUUGGCGGCAAAACCUUCGAGAUCCGAGGCAAGCUCGGCGAAGGCGGCUACGGAGCUGUCUUCCUCGGCUACGACAUCAACUCCGUAGCCACAUCCGCUGCCAUCGAAACGAAGAGCAAUGCUGACGAUGACGACGACGACGAUGAUGAUGAUGACGACGAUGAAGACGAAUCCGACCGUCGCAAACAGCUCGCCAUCAAAGUCGAAACGCCCGCCAAUCGAUGGGAGUUCCACAUCCUCUCUCAACUGCGAUCGCGCCUGCCUUCAGCUCUGCUUCCCUCGAUCAUCUCUGCGCGCAAACUCUACUGCUACUCGGACACGUCCUUCCUCCUCCUCGACCUGGGUGAGAAGGGCACUCUCCUCGAUGUCGUCAACCACGCCUUCACCGCUGGAGUUGCUGCCUCCGGCUCCGACUCCUCCAGCAGCAACCCCGGCCUGGAAGAAGUGCUAGCCAUGUUCUUCGUCACCGAACUGCUGCGCAGCAUCCUCGCACUGCAUCGAAUCGGGAUCAUCCACGGCGACCUCAAGAUCGACAACUGCCUGCUUCGUUUGGGCGAUGUUUCGCCCGCUAGCAGCUGGUCCAACAUCUUCGCGCGCGACGGAUCGUCCGGAUGGUCUUGCAAAGGUCUCACUCUGAUCGACUUUGGUCGAGCCAUCGAUCUGACGGCUUUCCCCAAUGCAGAUCAGACCUUCAUUGCUGAUUGGGAGACCGAUUCCAAGGACUGCUACGAGAUGCGUAACGGUCAACCCUUCACCUUUGAAACCGACUGGUUCGGCGUUGCCGCCGUCGCACACUGCUUGCUGUUCGGAAGGUACAUGGAGACGAAACGAGAUGAAGCGACUGGCAAGUGGAAGAUCACGGCGAGCAUGAAGAGGUACUGGCAGUCAGAGCUGUGGAACAGCUUGUUCAUGGUCUGCCUCAACCCGAAAGCCAAUGACGACGAGCAGUUGAACAGCCAGGAGGUGCUGCAAAAGCUCGAAGGCUGCUUGGACGCCAUGCAGUCGUGGCUAGAGGCAAAUUCCAACAAGGGUGGAAAGAACCUCAAGGGGCUGCUUCGAAAGCUCGAGAUCUGGGCGAUGAAGCAGGGCCAUUAG